UCUCAGUCACUUGUGCUGCGAUCGAGGACACCAUGGGGAAGCUUCAGGGGUUUGAGAUCACGUUUGACCAAAACAAAGUGGUGUACAGUCCGGGCGAGUCUAUCUCUGGAACCGCGACGUUCCGACUGGGCCAGCCGCUGCAGUGUAAAGCCAUCAAAGUGAACUGCAAUGGUUUCUGUGGCAUCACCAGUAAGGAAAAUGACACCGCAUGGACAAUGGAGGAACAGUAUUUCAACAGUACCGUCUCAGUUGCAGAUAAAGGAACCCUGAAACAGGGAGAACACACUUUUCCCUUCAAGUUCUCUAUACCAGAAUCUGCACCAACAUCUUUUGAAGGCAACUUUGGUCGCAUCGUUUACAGAGUGAGAGCUUUUAUUGACACACCGCGAUUUGCCAAGGACUACAACACAGAGAAAGCUUUCUUCCUACUACGUCUUCUAAACCUGAAUGAAGUGCCAGAUAUAUGGGGAACCUGUACAUCUGCAGUGAAGCAGCAGUUCACCUACAUGCUGGUGAAAACAGGCACAGUGGUCCUGAAUGCCCAGUCCGAUAUGAAGGGUUACACACCAGGCCAGAUCAUCCAGGUGUUGGUCAAAAUCCACAACCAGUCUGGGAAGACCACAGGCAACAUGGCAGCCAGCCUCAUGCAGAGAGUUACCUAUGAGAUGAAGAAGCCCACCCAUGAUGUGAGGACGAUAGCAGAGGUGGAGGGCGGUGUGGUAAAGGCUGGCAAGGAGUUGGAGUGGAAGGAGCAGAUCAUCAUUCCUCCUCUUCCUCAGUCCUCCCUGGCUGGUUGUGAUCUUAUAAAGAUUGAAUAUUAUGUCAAAGUCAGUCUAAAGUCUCCAGAUGUCAUGUUAACAUUACCCAUCCACAUCGGGAACGUCUCACUAGAUAAAAAACUGCACCCUUCCAAAAAAGAAGCUCCUCCCUCCACUGUUGCAGCUGAAGAUCCACUCGUGUCUACCUCUACACCUAACUCCUCCACCAGCUCGCCCACUCUUCCUCCUCGCCCUGUCCCAAAACCUGCUCCCCGUCCCACACCUCGCUCCAGGAUGUCCUCCCAUAAUUCCCCCAGUGCUCCUCCAGCUGAGUACCACCAGGGAGCAGAGGGCGGGACUCAAGUGAACGAUGGCUUCCAAAACAAGCGCCAGUCUCAGCUGGUGUCACCCAAUGCUUUCAGCUAUGCUCCCGGCCUCUUUUUCUCCCAGAACCAGCAGCACAAUGGACCUGGCUCUGUACCCAGUGAGCCUAUGCUUAGUGGGUCACAAGGAGCCUCAGCACCUUACCCCACUGAGAACGGUGCUAGCUCAAUGCCGACACCACUCAUCCUGCCUCCAGACUACGGCAACUCAGCUUAUCCACAAGAGGCUCCUCCUUCUUAUGAUGAGAGUUGCAACACAUGAAGUGGAUGAAGAACCACCCGGAUGACCAUCAUUUCACUCUGACAUCCAACAAAACUAUUGCAAGACAGGAAUGUUAAUGUAACCUGGUGUGAUGAGGUUAAUUUAGGUUUAAGUCUCAAGCUUUUCUAAAUGGAAGAGAAUCAGCAUUUUUAAUUUAAAUGAAAGUGUAUUGACCUGGACCUCUGCUGUCCAGUGAACAAGUCCUUCACUUAUCUAAAGGGGUUAUUCUUUCCAUCAAACCUGUCUGUCAAUUUUGUAAUUCUUUUUAAUUUUUUAAAAACUUUUAGUACUUUGAGUAAAAGGAAAUUCAAGGGGAAUAUGCCAACUUUAAUUUCACUUGGAUGGCAUCUGUGAUGUCAAGUUUUAUAUAUGAAAACUUGUGUAAGACUAACCUAUCUCGUCUUAAGUCUAAUAUACUUUUAUUCAGAAGCCAAAUAAGAAAUGAAGCUGUGUAUUUAUUAUUGGAAACAGGUGAAAUCAUUUCUUUUCUUCUGGCAUAUUUUUCAUUUAUUUUAAGUUUGAAUAUCAAAGACUUGAUUAAAUGGUUUGUUUUGGAAAGACCUUUUUACAUGGCUUUGCAGAGUUUUUAAUUUAAUAAUGAUGAUCCAGUUAUUGCUACAUAUAUUUUUGGAAGAACAUAAUGCAUGAUUCAGUUUAGCCUCUGACAAUUUCUGCCAUGUUUGAUCCUUUGUUUGCUUCCUGUCCUUGAACUAUGUGGUAAUGAUGUUUAGAGGAUGAUGUCGUCGUCUUCUUCUCCAGCUGCAUGCAUGUUGGCUCUGGAUAUGCCAGACAGCCCCUCUCUGUCUUGUUUCUUUUAAUAGUUAACACAAGUGCAACAUUUCUCUGAUUUUGAGGUUUUCUUUGGCAAUUCUUGAUGUAGUUUGCAUCAUGCAUUUUAAUCGUAUAGUUGAAAUAUUUCUCAAAUCCAUCAAACAAAACAACGUUUUAUUUGUUUUGAGUGUUUUCCACCUGCUGUAUACAAUAAAUCUGUUGAAAUCA
Messenger RNA from Cyclopterus lumpus (lumpfish), 2402 nucleotides. It is a transcript of the gene arrdc1a, whose product is annotated as arrestin domain containing 1a. Gene Ontology annotation, biological process: protein transport. The coding region runs from base 33 to 1403 and encodes 456 amino acids. Gene Ontology annotation, cellular component: cytoplasm. Gene Ontology annotation, molecular function: ubiquitin-like ligase-substrate adaptor activity; ubiquitin protein ligase binding. The record is from RefSeq and is a predicted model, not a curated record. The transcript is spliced from 8 exons. NCBI's taxonomy places the organism in Eukaryota, Metazoa, Chordata, Actinopteri, Perciformes, Cyclopteridae.